Messenger RNA from Didymodactylos carnosus, 1464 nucleotides. The record is from the annotation of a GenBank genome assembly. Lineage: Eukaryota; Metazoa; Rotifera; Eurotatoria; Philodinida; Philodinidae.
AUGUUACGCGUGAAGUAUCAUCAGCUACAACGGCAACCCUAUCUUAUUAGUGAAUGUCAUAUAGCUGUUUCUCAUGGAGGACGUGAGAAAACAUUUGGUGAAAUUCAAUCACAUUAUUCGUCGGUACCACGUGUUGCUGUUGAUUGGUUUUUAAAACGUUGCAUUGCUUGUCAGAUUCGAAAACCAGUUAAGCAACAUGUAGUAAGCAAAUCAAUUGUUUCUUUAGGUGUAAUGACACGUUUACAGAUUGAUCUUAUCAAUAUGAGAUCACACCCAGAUGUAAUAACAAUAGAUAUUGUUUAUAAUUGGAUUUUGCAUUGUAUAGAUAAUUUUUCUAAAUUUAGUUGGGCAUUUGCGUUACGUAAUAAAACAGCGGUUGAAGUAGCUUCGAAAUUGAGAGAACUGUUUUUUGUUUUUGGUCCUCCACGUUUGUUGCAUAGCGAUAAUGGCAAAGAAUUUGUUGCUAAUGUCAUUAUUGAACUGAAACAGUUGUUUCCGGAAAUGUGUUUUGUACGAGGUCGUCCACGUCGUCCACAAUCACAAGACUGCGUGGAACGAGCUAAUGGUGUUUUAACUGUUGCAUUGGGUAAAUGGAUGUCAACAAAUAAUUCAGAUCGUUGGUCAGAAGGCCUUUUGCCGGUUGUUUAUGGAAUCAAUACAAGAAUAUCAAGUGCGACAAAAACAACACCAUUUGAAGUCGUGUUUGGACAACCACCGCGUUCGGAUUCAGAUUUUUGGAAAAUUGUUAAAGAACAUAAUGUUGAGGAUGAAGAUCAGUUACCAACAGUUAUUGCUGAAGCUGAUGAUGGAAGAGCUGUUGAUAUAACAAGUUGUACAUUAAAUUCAAAUGAAUUAGUUGAUGAUAUUGAUACUGAUAUAAAUCGCGUUGUUAAAAAAUUAACAGAUGAUGCUGUUGAUGUCGUUUGUAAUUCUGUUACUGAUUUAUCUUCUUCAAAUUCUCAUUCAGAUGUUCUUUCUCAACCUUCAUCAUUUUGUUUAUCAUCUUCUAUAGAUUUGGAUUUGCCAUCAUCAUCUAACUCUCUUCUUGGUUUACAAUCACCACAACGGCACGAUGCCGUAAGAAAACGAGCAACAGAUAGUUAUUUGAAUAUUGUAAAUAAAAAACGCAAAGAGUAUGAUGCACAUUUAAAAACUACAUCGAAAUUGUUAAAUAUUAAUAAUUGUGUUGUAUCAAUUAAUACUUUACAAAAUUCAUACACAGUUGAAAGUUUGAUUGAUUUGAAAGAAGCCUGUCCUGCUGAUUUAAAAGCAAUUGACGUUGAGGAACUUGACGACAUUUCUUUUAUCGAAGCAUGUAAAUUAUACGUUCGUGGUGCUUUAAAUGCAGUAACUUGUGAUUGUAAAUCACAAUGUGCUACUAAACAUUGUCCGUGCAAAAAAUUGAAUGUCGCGUGUUCAACGAAAUGCCAUUCGAAACGAGGACAAUGUAAAAAUAUGCAAUAG